UUUUCGCGGAGAACGCUGGAAAACGAAAGGGCUGGGGACAAUGACUUGGAACGUCCCCAACGGCCUCUGCAUUCGGCACGCCGUAACAACACAUCUAGUCGCAGCCCCGCCACCGACCUUAUUUCCUGGCGACCCCCGGAUUGCGAUUCUUCACAUUAUUCACGGUCUCACCGAAGCACCGGAGCGAGUAGCAGAUAUGAGCACAAGCGAUACUCACGUCAUGUGAGAUCUGUUCCGGCGAUAGGAAGCCGGAGUUCAGAAUAUGCUAGUAUGAACCGAUCAGCAAACAAAUGCCGAAUUGGCUCGGCAUCGCCAAUACGUGACCAUGACAAUAUUCCGGCUGGUGAUCCCAGAAAACCUGCCAGUGAUUCUGCCCCUAGCAGAGUUGCCCUCUCUGAUUCGAAGGAAUCUGAGGCAGAGUGCCGUAGGAAGCCUCGCGUGAGCCUCCCAAAGGGUCGAAGCGCAGGUACCACUACUAAGAAUGCUGGCUCACAAACAGACUUGGUUCUGGGCAUUGAGGACCCGCUCUGGAGAGUCCAAAAAGAACAAACAGACAGCGAGCGGAAAGCCCCCAACCUAUAUUCCGAAAGGGGAACGGGAGACCAGGCAAUGUUGUCCUUCCAGGUAAACAGCCAAGAACCCAUGGAUGGUUUUGUCGGCAGAGGGUUUGAAGAUUGCUCCACACUAUUGCCAGUGAGCGGGAGCUUCAGAAGGCAGUUUGGCCCGGAUGAACCCCGCGACGGAUCUGGCGUUACUAUGCUGGGAUACCAACAUGGGGAUAGCGCCUUGCCCAGCGUAGGGCAGCGCUUCUUUCAGCAUCCGGCCUUCCCUAUCGCUCUGUUUACAUCCUCCCGGUUGCCAGGUCAACCCGCCAACUUGACAUAUGACAUAACCGACCAUUCAGGGGGAUCGUGGGAUCGUCAGACCUUACAACCAACGGGUCAGCGGGACAAUACACGGAUAACCGUUUUAGAUCAAGGCAUCGGGCCUGACGAACCAUUCUAUGAGGUCGGAGAUCCUCACCAAGUUCGACACAAAGCUCCUGUCGAGAGCCUACAAGACUAUAUUCGCCGGAUCGAAGAAGAAGCGACGAUGGUUCGGGAGAUGACUGGGGAAUUUUGGGAGGAACGAUCUCAUGGGCCCAGCCUGCUGGACGACAUAACAGGGAGGCCAAGACCGCUCACCGACAUUGACUAUGUGGAUGGCCACGCGGCGAUUUGCCAGCAGGAUAGGUUCCGCCUAAAUGCUGACAUGGCACCUCAUCCAGCUCCGGCCGAGACGUCGAUUUCAUUCUCGAAGGAAGCGGAUGACGCUUAUCUAUGGUCGUUCCCAAGACUAGACCCCAGUUUCACAGAGGUGCAGCGAGGAAGCCCGACGAGAUUCCAGUGGCAGAACGACAUGUUUUAGGUAGCGGCCGGUUAGGAGAAUCAUCGUGGCGCGUAAAAGGCAGGUACUGCUCGCCGAGAUGUGGUCUGUUUGCCGGGAGUGGGGGCAUUGCGAACAAGAAUAGUGCUUAUUCAGGCUCUUGGUGCCGCCAUUUCUGUCUGAUGCCAUGGACAUGCAGGCCACAUUUUUCUGCCUUGUCCACUAUCAUGCGGGCCUUUCCUACUACUGGAGCAUCAAUCAUCUUCCCAUCUAG
Canariomyces notabilis is the source of this 1639-nucleotide messenger RNA. RefSeq lists its product as uncharacterized. Lineage: Eukaryota; Fungi; Ascomycota; Sordariomycetes; Sordariales; Chaetomiaceae. The record is from RefSeq and is a predicted model, not a curated record. The transcript has a single exon. The coding region runs from base 271 to 1407 and encodes 378 amino acids.